GCGGCGGGGCUGGCUGCGGAGCAGCGCGGCGGGCAGCAGCCCUCCACCGCUUGCAGCCCCCCGCGGGGUUCGGCGGAGGCGAGGGAAGAGCUGAGCUGGCCCUCUUCCCCCGCCGCUGACGGCCCGGGAGUUUCCGCUGCGGCGCAGAGGCCGUUCUGCAGCCGCCUGGGAAGUGCCUUCACGCUCCCGCCGGGACACCGGGGCCAACGGCCUGAGCUGGGGCCGGCGGGAGCACCGGCAAUCCCAUAAUGGCUCCUUUCAUCGAGAGGCUGUGGCCAGCUUCCAGGGCUGAGUCAGGCCAGGCUGGCUCUGUGGCGUAGGCCCUCCCAUCUGGAGCCUCCUGAGGUUCCCCUCUGUCCCCCGGUGCUCGGCAGGCCAUGGAGGAGGAAGAGGAGGCCAUAGGGUACCUGGAUAAAGUCCUAGAGGAUGAAGAUGACUCUGAGCCGGGAACCCCCACGAGCCCAGGCUCUCCGUUCUUGGCCAGCGAGAAGGGUGAGCGAGAUGCUGGCAAAGGCCUGGAGAUGCGGAAGCUGGUGCUCUCCGGUUUCCUGGCUAGCGAGGAGAUCUACAUCAACCAGCUGGAGGCACUCUUGUUGCCCAUGAAGCCACUCAAGGCCACAGCCACCACAUCGCAGCCUGUCCUCACCCUCCAGCAGAUUGAGACAAUUUUCUACAAGAUCCAGGACAUCUAUGAGAUCCACAAAGAAUUCUAUGACAGCUUGUCCCCGAAGGUGCAGCAGUGGGACAGCAACAUCACCAUGGGCCACCUCUUCCAGAAACUGGCCAGCCAGCUCGGGGUGUACAAGGCCUUUGUGGAUAACUACAAAAUUGCGCUGGAGACAGCAGAGAAAUGCAGCCAGAGCAACUACCAAUUCCAGAAGAUCUCAGAGGAGCUGAAGGUGAAAGGCCCCAAGGACUCGAAGGAGAGCCACACGUCCGUCACCAUGGAGGCGCUGCUGUACAAACCCAUUGAUCGAGUGACACGGAGCACCCUCGUCCUGCACGACCUCCUCAAGCACACCCCUGCUGACCACCCUGACUACCUGCUGCUCCAGGAUGCCCUCCGCAUCUCACAGAACUUCCUCUCCAGCAUCAAUGAGGACAUCGAUCCACGGAGGACAGCAGUCACCACCCCCAAGGGGGAGACCCGGCAGCUGGUCAAGGAUGGCUUCUUGGUGGAGCUGUCGGAGGGCUCACGGAAGCUGCGACAUGUCUUCCUCUUCACUGAUGUCCUGCUGUGCGCCAAGCUGAAGAAGACAGCAGUGGGGAAGCACCAGCAGUAUGACUGCAAGUGGUAUGUGCCCCUGGCUGAUCUGGUGUUCCCAUCACCGGAGGAGUCGGAGCACUGCCCGCAGGUCCAUGUCAUCCCUGAUCACGAGCUGGAGGACAUGAAGAUGAAAAUCUCAGCCAUCAAGAGCGAGGUGCAGAAAGAGAAAGCCAACAAGGGGCAGAGCCGGGCCAUUGAACGCCUCAAAAAGAAGAUGUUUGAGAAUGAAUUCUGGCUGCUUCUGAACUCGCCUGCCAUUCCCUUCCGCAUCCACAACCGCAAUGGCAAGAGCUACUUGUUCCUGCUAUCAUCUGACUAUGAAAGGUCUGAGUGGAGGGAGGCCAUUCAGAAACUGCAGAAAAAGGACCUCCAGGCCUUCGUCCUGAGCUCAGUGGAGCUGCAGGUGCUCACGGGAUCCUGCUUCAAGCUACGCACUGUCCACAACAUCCCAGUCACCAGUAAUAAGGAUGACGACGAGUCCCCCGGGCUCUACGGGUUCCUGCAUGUCAUCGUCCACUCUGCCAAGGGCUUCAAGCAGUCUGCCAACCUUUACUGCACACUGGAAGUGGACUCCUUCGGCUACUUCGUCAGCAAAGCCAAGACCAGGGUUUUCCGGGACACAACUGAGCCGCAGUGGAAUGAGGAGUUUGAGAUUGAGCUGGAGGGCUCCCAGUCCCUGCGGAUCCUGUGCUAUGAGAAAUGCUACGACAAGACCAAGCUCAACAAGGACAACAAUGAAAUCGUGGACAAGAUCAUGGGCAAGGGGCAGAUCCAGCUGGACCCGCAGGCCGUGCAGACCAAGAACUGGCACAUGGACGUGAUUGAGAUGAACGGGAUCAAGGUGGAGUUCUCCAUGAAGUUCACAAGCAGGGACAUGAGCCUGAAGAGGACCCCGUCCAAAAAGCAGACUGGUGUCUUCGGAGUCAAAAUCAGCGUCGUGACGAAGCGCGAGCGCUCCAAGGUGCCUUACAUCGUGCGCCAGUGCGUCGAGGAGGUGGAGAAGAGGGGCAUCGAGGAGGUUGGCAUCUACAGGAUCUCCGGGGUCGCCACAGACAUCCAGGCUUUGAAGGCAGUCUUCGAUGCAAAUAACAAGGACAUCCUUGUGAUGCUGAGUGACAUGGACAUCAAUGCCAUAGCUGGCACGCUGAAGCUGUACUUUCGUGAGCUGCCCGAGCCUCUCCUCACUGACAGGCUCUACCCCGCGUUCAUGGAGGGGAUUGCCCUCUCGGAUCCUGCUGCCAAGGAGAACUGCAUGAUGCACCUUCUCCGCUCACUACCUGACCCCAAUCUCAUCACUUUCCUCUUCCUGCUGGAGCACUUGAAAAGGGUAGCUGAAAAGGAGCCCAUCAAUAAAAUGUCACUCCACAACUUGGCCACAGUCUUUGGGCCAACAUUGCUGAGACCUUCAGAGGGGGAGAGCAAAGGACACCUCACCCUGGCCUCUGACAUCUGGUCGCAUGACGUGAUGGCCCAGGUCCAGGUCCUCCUCUACUACCUGCAGCAUCCUCCCAUCUCCUUCACUGAGCUGAAGCGCAACACACUUUACUUCUCCACGGACGUGUAGCCUGCAGGGGGGAGGCACCAGCUGCGAACACUCCCAGCCUCCCUGCUGGGGGACAUGGACUGGAUCGCUGCCUCCCAGGGAGAACAGCCUGGACCAGGAUGGUGCCGCCUGCAGCUCCUGUACAAUCUCGUACCAGUGGCCUGGUCUUGCCCCAGGCGCCGUGCCCGUCUGUAAAGUAGUUGUCUUAUGUCCCUUCUUGUGUUCAGGAAUUGUUUUUUAUGUAUAUUUGUUCAACCGAAGAGGUAGUGACUGACAAGGGCUGUGGACACAGGCUUCCCCCUUGGCUCGUUUUCUCCUGGAUUCCUUUCUGCCCUCUAACUACAACCAAGCGUCCUCACGUCUUGCCCAGCUCGAAGACUGCAGCGUCCCACGAGUGCCUGUUUCUCUGCCCAGCUCGCCUGCCCCAUGCCUGCAUGUGCAGCACCGGCUCGCUUCAGAGGCUGGGAGCUCCCUGGUGACAGUGACGGCCAGCUCCCUUUUGGCUUGCUGCCUGCGCAAAUGUUGGACCCUGUGCCUGGACCCUGCUCUGCCCUGAGCAAACCUACGACUGUGAGGGCACAGGAGUAGGGUACUGCAUCUUCCUCACCACGUCUCUUCCGGGUGCUUUCAGGCAAGUUCCUCUAUAGCCCUUGCGUGUGCUUUGCCUGUGCGUGUGUAGCAUGGUGGUUACUUCCCCUCGCUGUUUCUUGUCUCCUGAGCAGCGUUUUGGGUUAACCUGCUAUUCCAAGGCUGGAAUGAGAGGUGCUGUGUUGGUCCCGAACCAUAGCAGGCUCAAGGGAAGGCCAGCAGGGCUGGAUCUGCUCCUUCUGGCCCUAGGCUGACCCCAGACCUGUGUUCUAGCCUAUGACCAUCAGGCCACGAAGGUUAAAAAUUUCUUCAACAGGCCCUAGUGAGGAAAGGAAUGGGGUUUAGGCCUUGCUCUUGCCAAGCAAGAGGAUGCGUCCCCGCCAUUUCUGUACGUCCGCAUCUCUGCCUUAGCUGUCUGCACAGGCCGCUCUCCAGCUGAGCACUGCCAAAAGGGUUACAGACUCCUGGCCACCAAACCUGCUGCAGCUUCUUGUUGCAACCCAGUGGAGUGGCCUGCCGUGGCCACCGGAAAGGGAGUUUCUUUACCCUCCUUGGCUGUUCCCUGUUGCCCUGAGCACCAGGCAAAUGGAAACAACCGGCUCUGCCUCAGUGCUAGCUAGGCUGCCAGAGGCAAAUGCUAUUUGUGCUCCAGCUGGCCAGCGACCCAGCCCGAGCACCAGUUCAGGAGGCCCAGAGGAGGGAAAGCCUUUGGAGGCUCUGUUUGCCUUGGCCCUCAGCACUGAAGGCAGAAGUGGUUCUUUUGCUCUUUCUCACAAAGCGAUCGCUGCUGGGUCAGGUAUGCCCAGCUGGGUCAGUUCCAUUUUUAAUUUACAGCGCCAGGUCUUGACCCAAAGGCUGAUGGCUGGAGCUGUCAAGCCAUGUCCCAAGGCAGUACAGCAGCUUGCACGCACUGGCCACCGGGAUCUGCUCUGGCUGCCUGUGCGCUUGGCUCCCAGUAUCUCCCCACCCUCCCAUGCUUACAGGUAGGUGCUGGUACCUGUUGGGACACAAAUCCUUUCGCUCUGUGAGACGAGUCUGUGUUCUUGUGGGGAAAGCCCCCUCCUCAGUUGUCUUGGCCCUGCACUCUCCUGUGCCAAAGGGAGAUGGACCAGAAGUGGCCAAGCGUAUCCCUGCUUGCAGUGGUGUUGCCUUUACUCAUCUGACUAACAGACUGUUCCAGGUAGAGCCCAUCGUGUUCCACCGAUGCACCAGGUGUGUCCCAAGCCCACCUCCCCAGCAAAGGUGGCACCUGCCAGCCCUGCACCAGCAACGCAACUAAAGGAGGGGAGGCCUUUUGGUCCCCUUCUAAAGGGCUCACACUCCAGACCCCACUCCUCGUGACUACCAGCUAAACAGAAGGGAAACAGCAUUGUAGAAAAUAACCGAGUGUCUUUCUUGGCCCUGGACCCAGUAAGGAGGCUCAGUUUUAGAUCUGACUGCACAAGGGAUCCCUGUGUGUGUCUGAUUUGUUACACGUAUCCAAGUCUCUGUCCACGAUAGUGUCGUUCCAGAUGGAGACUCUCUACAGCCAGUUUCCCCCCUGCACGUCAGUGGCUGGAGGCCUGGUCCACACAGCCUUGGCACAACAGGCUGCGGCCGUCCCAGUGACUGGCUUUUGUUUGUCCCUACAGAAAGGAAAGAAGGGGGGAUGGACUCUUGCAGCUACAGGUAGAAUAGAACUGUUAAUUAAUAUUUGACUUUUAAAAGUUGUUAAGGAUAUAUUUUUGUUUGUGUUCUGUUUCAAUUUCUGUAGAUUAUAAACUUUAAAUGGCUGUAAACCACGUGAGGAAAAAAAGUUAAUAAAAAUGCAAAGCCCCAACAUUUGCACAAAA
Rhea pennata is the source of this 5230-nucleotide messenger RNA. It is a transcript of the gene ABR, whose product is annotated as ABR activator of RhoGEF and GTPase. The coding region runs from base 378 to 2831 and encodes 817 amino acids. Gene Ontology annotation, cellular component: membrane. The record is from RefSeq and is a predicted model, not a curated record. Lineage: Eukaryota; Metazoa; Chordata; Aves; Rheiformes; Rheidae. Gene Ontology annotation, biological process: positive regulation of GTPase activity; intracellular signal transduction. Gene Ontology annotation, molecular function: guanyl-nucleotide exchange factor activity; GTPase activator activity. The transcript has 22 exons.